CCAACCACCCCUUCCCUCCUAAUCUUCUUCCGUGACCGCGUCCAUGCCACCGGGUGCAGUGUCUGUCAUUGGAUGCCCUUCAGCCAACUGUCUAGAGCCCUAGGGGCCAGUCGCUAUCUCAGCUUCCCUUGAUUCAAUGAUCGACUGUACAGACAAUUGUCCCGGGUUCUCUCUCCUGGUUGACUCCUCACCGGCUCCAGCAUCAUUAUGGUUCAUCAUGAACCUCAAUCCAAACACCCGCAACACUCGACUCACUCCGGCCCGGCUCUCAACGGAUUUGGCCAUCUGCCCUUCAGCCUUGAUUCGAGAGUCGGGAGCCAAGGACGAAGUGGCCCAGCGAAGCCCUCUCGUCCCUGCUCCUCCUCCCGAAGCCCCUCGACUUUCGGUCGAACCCCUUUAACAAGUCUAGCUAGCCUUCUGCUCCUCGAUGUCCAAGGCGACCUUGCUUCUCUUGGCCGCCCAGGGUCAGUCAACCCUCGCUCGACUCAAGCAGGCCAAGCUCGGCAGUCUCUGCAAUACCCCGGAGCGUUACCGACCACGAUCAUGCGCGUACAGUACCCGUAUCUCUCUCUCUCUCACACACACACACACACACAACAAGACAAUGCUCAGCCUCGAUUCAUGCCAUCUCUGAUCAGUGGCGGAACACGCACCCCGAAAACAUGCUGCAACCCUACAAAUUCGUCCCUGAGCCGCUGCUCCUCCGUCCUCGCCCUUUCCCGGCCGGCGGCUUUCACGCACCCCCUCACCUUUGUGCAACCAUUCUCCUUGUCCCCCUCCACUGUCUCCAGAGAAACCUGGUCCACGCUAGAGAACUAG
Molecule: messenger RNA, 819 nt
Organism: Colletotrichum destructivum
Lineage: Eukaryota; Fungi; Ascomycota; Sordariomycetes; Glomerellales; Glomerellaceae
Exons: 3
Coding region: 208-819 (203 amino acids)
Source: RefSeq, a predicted model, not a curated record